Fusarium coffeatum is the source of this 3675-nucleotide messenger RNA. RefSeq lists its product as uncharacterized. Gene Ontology annotation, biological process: maturation of SSU-rRNA from tricistronic rRNA transcript (SSU-rRNA, 5.8S rRNA, LSU-rRNA). The transcript has a single exon. Gene Ontology annotation, cellular component: nucleolus; intracellular anatomical structure. The record is from RefSeq and is a predicted model, not a curated record. NCBI's taxonomy places the organism in Eukaryota, Fungi, Ascomycota, Sordariomycetes, Hypocreales, Nectriaceae. Gene Ontology annotation, molecular function: ATP binding; RNA binding. The coding region runs from base 1 to 3675 and encodes 1224 amino acids.
AUGGCGAAAUACGUUCCUCGCCAAAGAAAGCACAAGGUGCUAGCUCGUGAGCGAGCAAAAGAGAAUGCCCAACAUGAAAUAGUAGACUCCAACCAGGAUGAGCUGCUUCCUUCAUCGAAGGCCGAGCGCGAGGCCAAGAGGGCUCAGCUGAAGGCAGAGCUUCGUCAAGAGGGCCAGAAGAUGAGCGGAAAGAAGGCCAAGCGCUUGGAAAAGUACAUUGAGGGCAAGCUGCGCAAGGACGAGAACCGCGAGCUGAUGGCCAAGCUUGCUGAGGAACAAGUCGACACCAGCUUGUUUUCGAGCAGUCGUGUCAUGGGCCAAGGUCGCGAAACCAAGAAGGAGGCUCUACGAAGGGCCAUGAGAGAGGAGAAGGCCGGUUUGGAGGGUAGCGAGGACAGGGCGAAAAUUCUCUUCCAAAAGAGGAAGGAAGGGGAGAUGGAUGAAGACGAUUCGAACGACGACAGCGACGCAUCGGAGGACGAGUCAAACCCAACAAAAAGCAAGGCAACAGAACCAGCGAAAGCGACAACAUCUACACUCGCGCCCGCUCCUCAGGAGUUCUCUAGUGAAUCGAAACUGGCGAUCAGCGCAUCGCUCGGUUCAGGUCUCAAGCGUCCAUUGGACGUUGACGAAGAAGGAAAACCCGUUAUCAAAAAGCGACAGAAGCGUGGUGGAGUGAAGUCGAAAUUCUCAAUCGCUCCCGUUGAGGCACCCCAACCCGAGUCUGAAGACGCAGGCGAUAGCGAUGGCAGUGGCAGUGGCAGUGGCAGCGACAGCGACGAGUGGAAUGGAUUCAGCGACGACGAGGCCGAGAAGAAAACACAAGGCGAAGACGAUGACGAAGCGGAUAGCGAGAGUGAAGAGUCCAGCGAAGGCUCCGAGGAGGAAUCAGACGAUGACUCUGACGAAGAUAUGGAGGAUGUUGAGAACAAAGCGCAAAGAUCAUCGGCUUUCAAGGCAUGGGCGCAUCAGGCUCGAAACCAGGCUCUCGGAUACCAAUCGAUCGAAGGCACAACGACCAACCUAGAGAUCCCCAAACCAGACAAUUUUGUCCCUCGAGCACCCGAGCAAGAUCCUCUGCCCUUGGAACUGCAAACAACAAAAAAUACCGACCGAAAGGUGUACAGCGUUUCGGUUACUAGAAGCCCAGAGGUCCAGGAAGCUCGUCUCAAGCUUCCUGUCGUUUCGGAGGAACAAAGGAUAAUGGAAGCGAUCCAUAACCAUAACAUCGUUGUUGUGUGUGGUGCUACAGGUUCCGGAAAGACUACUCAGAUUCCGCAAUUCCUUUACGAGUCAGGAUAUGGUGCUCCUGAUGGGCCUACACCUGGAUUGAUCGGUAUCACGCAACCCCGUCGAGUCGCUGCGGUCAGUAUGUCGAAGCGAGUUGCUGAGGAACUUGGAGACAAGUCUGAGGCGGUGGCCUACCAGAUCCGUUUCGAGGGCACCGUUAACCCCAAGACAUCCAUGAAGUUCAUGACUGAUGGUGUUUUGAUGCGCGAGGUUGCGCAGGACUUUAAGCUUAUGAAGUACUCCGCGAUCGUCAUCGACGAAGCUCACGAAAGAAGCUCCAACACUGAUAUUCUCAUUGGUAUGCUCAGCCGAAUUGUUAAGCUUCGAACAGAGCUUGCGGCGGAGGAUCCUACCCAUAAGCCCUUGAAGCUCAUUAUCAUGUCGGCCACGCUGCGAAUUGAGGAUCUCACCAUGAAUCCUACCCUUUUCGCGACCCCGCCACCCGUCCUCGAAGUUGAGGGCCGACAACAUCCCGUGACCAUGCAUUUUGCUCGAAAGACAAGGCACGAUUAUGUCGAGGAGGCGUUCCAAAAGAUUAGCAGAGGUCACAAGAAGCUACCGCCUGGUGACUUCCUGGUGUUCUUGACUGGUCGUAACGAAAUCUUGCAGCUCAGCAAGCAACUCAAGACGGCGUUCGGUGGUCCCAAAUCUGUCGGCGGACCUAAGGUACAAAUAUCUGCUAAUGACGCUCCUUUGGAAGUCGAGGAUAUCGAAUUUGGAGAUGUGGAUGAUCGCAACGGUGAUGAAGAUGGUGAUGACUUUGACGAGAUACUCACAGACGACGAGAAUGGGGAGGAUGAGGAUGAGUUCCAGAUUGAGGAAGAUCAAGAAGCUGCACCUCUCAAGAUGCGAGUGCUGCCUCUCUACUCUCUGCUGCCAACAAGAGAACAAAUGCGAGUCUUUGAGCCCGCGCCCGAAGGCACACGAAACAUUGUCCUGGCUACCAACGUUGCGGAAACUAGUUUGACCAUUCCUGGUAUUCGUUAUGUUUUCGACUGCGGACGAUCCAAGGAGCGACACUACGAUCGUCUAAGCGGUGUUCAGAGCUAUGGCAUUGGCUGGAUCAGCAAGGCCAGCGCAAACCAACGUGCAGGUCGUGCUGGUCGUACCGGUCCUGGUCAUUGCUACAGACUAUACUCGUCUGCAGUUUACGAGAGAGACUUCCCAGAGUUCAUGGAUCCCGAGUUGUUGCGAAUGCCCCUUGAGGGUAUUGUGCUCCAGCUUAAGGCCAUGAACCUACAGCAUGUCGUCAACUUCCCAUUCCCUACACCACCGGAUCGACGGGCUCUCGCAAAGGCUGAGAAGCUUUUGACGUACCUGACUGCUGUCUCUGAUACUGGAAAGGUCACUCCUGUUGGUCAGCUUAUGUCUAUGUUCCCUCUGUCUCCCCGCUACAGUCGCAUCCUGUUGGUCGGACACACCCUUGAUUGCAUUCAUUACACAAUCGCUUUAGUUGCUGGUCUAUCAGUGGCAGAAAUCUUCCUUCCUGAAGCUCAAGCCAUUCCACAACUUGCAGCCAAGGAAGACCACGAAAUUCGCACAACAGCGGACGUUCAAGCAGAGAGUCGCCAGGCAGCUAUUCGAAAGCAGUUCAACACAGUGCAUUACGAGUUUUGCAGCAUGGACGACAAGUCCGAUGCUAUCAAGGUUUUGCAAGUUGUGGCGGAAUUUGCUCACGAGCCUACAGAGCAAUGGUGCGAGGACCAUUUUGUUCGGUACAAGGUGCUCAAGGAAGUUCAGCAACUGCGUCAACAAAUCACGGAAUUACUGAAAAACAAUAUACCUGCUUUCGCCAACCUGAGGUAUCAGGAUAAGCUGGAUCGUCCAUCACCCAAGCAGGUAGCUGCGCUCAAGCAGAUGGUCGCAGCAGGCUUCGUGGAUCAGGUCGCCAUUCGAGCUGAUCUCACACCGAACCCUCCUGAGCAGUACCGUGCGCCGCGUCGAUCUAUCGACAUUCCAUACGUUCCCUUGAUGCCUAUUCACACUGGUGAGGAGGUUGAGAGCGAUCGUGCGGUGUACAUUCAUCCCACAUCACCCCUGGCCCAUAUCAGCAUGCGGGAGUGUCCCGAUUACAUCGUCUACUCUCAGCUUCAAAAGGCUACACAGCUAGUUGACACGACAAAGCGACCCAAGACUAGAAUGCACGCCCUCACAGAUGUGUCGGGUGGUGUUUUGUCUAAUCUGGCAAAGGGCACACCUCUCAUCACUUACAGCAAGCCAAUGAAGGAACUCAAGUCAUUCGUUGCAGCUGAUGGUUCGGCGAUGAGAGAGUGCGUUGUCGUUCCUUCUUUGAGGGCGGAGGGUACAGGCGGUCAAGGAUGGGCUCUGCCUAGCAAGACAGUGAAGCAAAAGAGAGUGCCCGGUCAGGGCUGGGUUGUGCAAUAG